Molecule: messenger RNA, 918 nt
Organism: Dovyalis caffra
Lineage: Eukaryota; Viridiplantae; Streptophyta; Magnoliopsida; Malpighiales; Salicaceae
Source: the annotation of a GenBank genome assembly
AUGGCUGAUCUCAAGCCCAAAUCCGAUAUUUCGUUCGUCGAAAUCUUCCUGUGCAGUGCUUUCGCUGCUUGUUUUGCUGAGUUCUGCACCAUUCCUUUAGACACUGCUAAAGUUAGGCUUCAGCUCCAAAGAAAAAUUGUUCCAGCUGAAGGAGUGAGUUUGCCAAAAUAUAAGGGUUUGUUAGGUACUGUGGCUACUGUUGCUCGGGAAGAAGGUUUGGCAUCACUCUGGAAAGGCAUUACUGCAGGAUUACAUCGCCAGUUUAUUUAUGGUGGCUUAAGAAUAGGGUUAUAUGAACCAGUUAAAACAUUUUUGACUGGCAGUGAUUUUGUUGGAGAAGUUCCUUUGUUCCAUAAAAUAAUUGCAGCUUUGUUAACAGGUGCUCUAGCAAUUGUAGUUGCUAAUCCAACUGAUCUUGUUAAAGUUCGGCUUCAAGCCGAAGGGAAACUGCCAGCUGGGGUUCCUGGGCGAUAUGCUGGAGCUUUGGAUGCUUAUCUUACCAUAGUGAGACAGGAAGGACUGAGGGCCUUGUGGACUGGACUUGGGCCAAAUAUAGCAAGGAAUGCUAUUAUAAAUGCUGCUGAACUAGCCAGUUAUGAUCAAGUGAAACAGACAAUUUUGCAAAUUCCGGGGUUCGUGGACAAUGUUUUUACUCAUGUCCUAGCUGGUCUCGGUGCAGGUUUUUUUGCAGUGUGUAUUGGUUCUCCCAUCGAUGUAGUAAAAUCUAGAAUGAUGGGAGACUCAUCCUACAAAAAUACUCUUGACUGUUUUCUCAAGACACUGAAGAAUGAGGGAUUUUCUGCAUUUUACAAGGGCUUUCUCCCAAAUUUUGGUCGGCUGGGAUCUUGGAAUGUUAUAAUGUUUUUGACUCUCGAGCAAGUCAAGAAAAUAGUCACAGGGCAAGCAUACUAUGACUAA